Molecule: messenger RNA, 7377 nt
Organism: Jaculus jaculus (lesser Egyptian jerboa)
Lineage: Eukaryota; Metazoa; Chordata; Mammalia; Rodentia; Dipodidae
Gene: Tfdp2
Product: transcription factor Dp-2
Exons: 16
Coding region: 500-1711 (403 amino acids)
Biological process (GO): regulation of cell cycle; regulation of transcription by RNA polymerase II
Cellular component (GO): nucleus; transcription regulator complex
Molecular function (GO): DNA-binding transcription factor activity, RNA polymerase II-specific; RNA polymerase II transcription regulatory region sequence-specific DNA binding
Source: RefSeq, a predicted model, not a curated record
GGCGCCCGAGAAAGACGUGCCGGAGCUCGGCCGCCGGGUCCUCUGCAUCGGAACGGGAAGGUGGUCCGGGAAGAGGGCGCUUGCCGGCCGGGCUUCCCUCGCCGAGCCUCAGGGCCCCCUAGUCGCCGGUCUGGGUCAGAGCAUCUGAUACACUGCUGAGCAGAGCCUUGACACACUGUCUAGGAUCUUUUAAAGAACUAUUGAAGACGGUGGUUUUUUGUUUUUGAUUUUUGUAUGUUUUUUAAUGGAUUUUAAGAAUCUUAAAUAUAAUACAGUUUGACAUGAUGGCAAAAAAUGUUGGUUUGACUUCCACAAAUGCAGAACUGAAAGGAUUCAUAGAUCAGAAUCUCAGUCCAACAAAAGGUAAAUACCUAGAAGUGGAAUUGCUGAGUCACAUGGUAACAUUUCACUGGUUGCAUUUCCAGUUUCCAGUACCAGCUCACCAACAAAGAUCUUACCAAAAACCUUAGGACCAAUAAAUGUGAAUGUUGGACCCCAAAUGAUUAUAAGCACACCACAGAGACUAACCAAUUCAGGAAGUGUUCUGAUUGGGAGUCCAUAUACCCCUGCACCAGCAAUGGUCACUCAGACACACAUAGCCGAGGCUACUGGCUGGGUUCCCAGUGAUAGAAAACGAGCUAGAGAAUUUCUAGACUCUGACUUUUCAGAAAGGUCAAAUGAAACUCUUCAGAAACUAUGGUUGAUGGCACCUACAAACUGCAAUAAACGAAGCAAAAAAGGUGAUAAAAAUGGAAAAGGCUUGAGACAUUUUUCAAUGAAAGUAUGUGAGAAAGUUCAGCGGAAAGGCACAACAUCGUACAAUGAAGUAGCUGACGAGCUGGUAUCAGAGUUCACCAAUUCAAAUAACCAUUUAGCAGCCGAUUCGCAGGCUUAUGAUCAGAAGAACAUUAGGCGAAGAGUUUAUGAUGCUUUAAAUGUGCUGAUGGCAAUGAACAUAAUUUCAAAGGAAAAAAAAGAAAUCAAAUGGAUUGGUCUACCUACCAAUUCUGCACAGGAAUGCCAAAACCUGGAGAUAGAGAAGCAGAGGCGGAUAGAACGGAUAAAGCAGAAGCGGGCCCAGCUACAAGAACUUCUUCUUCAGCAAAUUGCUUUCAAAAACCUGGUACAGAGAAAUCGGCAAAAUGAACAGCAAAACCAGGGCCCUCCAGCUAUGAAUUCCACCAUUCAGCUGCCAUUUAUAAUCAUUAAUACAAGCAGAAAAACAGUCAUAGAUUGCAGCAUCUCCAGUGACAAGUUUGAAUACCUUUUUAAUUUUGACAACACCUUUGAGAUUCAUGAUGACAUAGAAGUGCUGAAGCGGAUGGGAAUGUCCUUUGGUCUGGAGUCAGGGAAAUGCUCUCUGGAUGACCUAAAACUUGCGAAAUCUCUGGUGCCAAAAGCUUUGGAAGGUUACAUCACAGAUAUCUCCACUGGACCUUCUUGGUUAAAUCAGGGACUACUUUCAAACUCUGCACAGUCAGCUUCAAAUUUAGACCUGACCCCUGGUGCCACUUUACCUCAGUCCAGUGUUAACCAAGGGUUGGCCUUGGAUGCUGAAGUGGCCUUAGCAACCGGGCAGCUCCUUGCCCCAAACAGUCACCAGUCCAGCAGUGCCACUUCUCACUGCUCUGAGUCCCGCGGCGAGACACCCUGUUCAUUCAACGACGAAGAUGAAGAAGAUGAUGAGGAAGACUCCUCCUCCCCAGAAUAAAGACAGGAGAACACUCACAUUUUAUUAUUCAGUGCUCAUGUGUGUUUUAGUGUGAGCUCUCAUUUUUGGAAUGAUCGCUUCCAUCUUUGCCUGUUUGCACUGUGUGUUCAGUGACAGCUGGAGAAACACAAUCAGCAAAUACAUGAAGGCUCAGAUGAUUGAAAUGGAAGUUAACACAGUGCGAAUGAAAACUGUCAGCACAGCAAUAGAUCACACCGCCAGCAAAGCAUGCUUUCUGAGGAGAUAAAGGGGGAAUAAUCCUGGAAGAAUUGGCAGCAUGAAUGAAAUUCAUUUAUUUUCCAGAGAGUAGGGUCUUUGAAUUCCCCACACUUGUGUGAUCACUUUAGAACUGAGAUGGCUAAAGGAAUAGUCCAUUCUGACGAUCAUGUUUUUACUUCCCUGCCUGGGCUGCCUGUCCCAGGCAAGAGUGAGCAUGAAUAUGCUGGUGCAAUGUGCAGUGAAGGCUGCAGAUUGCAGUCCUGUGCCUGAGGAGCUCAGAUGCAUUGCUGGGGUGCUUCAUGCACCCACUGCCUUAGCCUCUAGAAAGGAUCGAGCGCUGACUCUUAAGUACUUAAGUGACGUUUAGAGUAACUUAUAGUAAAGCUGAAAUGACCAUUAGUAGCCAGUGCACUGGUGCAUUAAACUUACUAGGGCUACUUCUGGAAGCCAAAAUAGAGUAGCAUUUCCAUGUGCAUUAAAAAUGUUGCCAGCACUGCCUUUUGCCAGCAUUCUAAAUCUGGAGUUUUACCGAGAAGGAAACUAUGUCUAUAGUUUUAAUCAAAGCUAUGCAUUUUAUGCAGCUUUUUCAUUUACAAUGAAACAAAGAAGCAGAGUCCUUUGACCAAAUUGCUUGUAGCUACCUGUAGUACUGUGUGAUUUUACCCUUGUGCAAUUUGUGAGAAUGAACCAAAUGUCAUUUCUUUUGUCUUGAAAGAAAAGUCUAUUUCAAGAAUAUGAAAAUCAAUGUACUCUUAUACACGUUACCUUUUUCAUAUUUUAAUAAUCAAAAUUACCAUAUUAGAUUUAUUCCUAGGUGAAUUUCAUUUUGAAGUAACCCAAUAUUCAGUGUUUUUUGUUAAAAACCUUGAACACUCCAGUUAUUGGAUCUGCACUAGAGUGGUAUGCACCCAUUAUUUCAAAGCCAGAAACACUAUGGGAACUCCAACUGCUGUGCAUUCAUGACCUGUGCUCCUCUGACUGAGGAGCAUGGGGCAUCCACCACCCAAGCCCAGCCCAGCCUAGCUUACUAACACAGUAAGGCCUUAAAAAGGAGCAAAGAAUGGUAGAAGAGCCAGCUCCAAAACUGACUUGAGCCAUGGGCAUUUGUUCCAAGCCUGUGCAUCUGGCAUCUGUGGGCCUGUCCGACACCCCAUGCAGCCCAGCCUGCUGCUUUCUGAAGCUCGGGCUUCACCUUGUGAUGCCUUUCUAAAGCAUGGACUGUGCUUACAAUGAGCUGGAGCAGAGGGCUUUAGCUGGCUCCAAAAUCUUGAGGCCAUCAACACUGAUAAGUACAAAUUCAGCUGAGGCUCCUUUGAGAGGAAGUUCAUUCUGUCAGAGGGAAGCAGUCCAGAAUGCCCAGGGGCUAUAUAGCAGGGCCCAUGAUUCUACAGGAGGCAUUUCUGGCUGGAAAACUGUUGGGCAAAAGGUCAGGGUUUCCUUUCAAGCCAUCUUCUAAGGAGCUGCUGCCUCCUCAACCAGUCUCACCCUUUAUGUCUCUAUAGUAAGGGGUCCUAGCAGGGACAUGGAAAGGCCAAGGACCACAGCUGCUUUUUAGUCUUCAAAAUACUGAGCUAUAGGUCCCACCCUGUUUUAAAACUUAAGGCAAAUGCAUGGAUCAUACCCAUUUCUUUACUGAGCAGUAAAAUCCUUGCUAGAGUUCUUGGGACCUUGCUUCCUGCUUCUGUCUCUAGCUCUAUCCCUGUGGCAGUAGUGCUUUAAGCUGAUGAAAUACGGGAUUUUAAAAGCCAACCCAAAGAAGUGCAUUGAUGCAGCCUAUAAUCAUGGCUCUUGGGAAAUGGAAAUCCUCUGCUACAUAGUGAGUUCAAGACCAGCCAGGCUACAAUAAACCCUGUUGCAAAAAAACAAAAGCAAAGACUAAUUCUUACUGGUACCCCACCACUAGCCAUCUGAACUAUGGCUUGUGGUGUGACAGGAAUGGCCUUAUUCCUCUAUGAUGUGGCUGGGUUACUGCUGAGGACAUCUCAGAAAGUGCUGCUAUGGUCACUAGGUGGCACUUGGAUGAAAAACUAGGUUGACUGAGGCAUGACAGUGUACACAUGCCAUCCUUACAGUCAAGAGGUAAGCCAGCCAGGGUCGCAGUCACUGACUGCCUCAAAAACACUAAAAACCAAACCAAAAAAAUCUAGGUCUAGAUGUUGAGAAAGAUAACUUCUGUUCUUUUGAAUUUCCUCUAAACCUAUCCAUUUGGGUCUAGAGAUUAGCACUAAAUCAUAAUGUCAUGUAGAAAUCAAGUUGAAAAAAAAUAUUAGGAAAUUAUACUCAGCAACAUCUAUUUCUUUGUAGGGGUGGCACAUAACUUCUUUGGACACAUUCAUCACCUCUCCCAGAGGAACUCAUCACACUGCUUAGUGGAGAGUUCAAGAGACCCUCCUCUCCUGAGGGUCAGUUUACUUCUCAGAGUGGAGUGUUAGGAAAUUCUUGCUCUAGGCCUGCAGUGCCUCCCAGAUUCCCUCACAACCCACUGGAAGUUUGUCUCUUCCUCAAGCUGUAUUCACGGGGAGCGAUUUAGCAUUUGUGGACAUUGUGCCUUAGGCAGGAAUCUUUAGUGGGAAGAAAACUAUGCAGUUUCAGGAUAAAAGGAAAAUCUUUCUGUUACCAACAUGUACAGUUAAAAUAGUACUCUGCCAUUUUUGAAAAAUAAUGUCAGGAUCUUCCCUCAAAAAGAAGGUAGCCCCAAUCUGUAAUAUAGCUCAGUUGGUAGAGCACUUGCCUAGCAUGCACAAGACCCCAGGUUCAGUUCCCAGCACUUCAUAAAAUCAACUGUGGUGAACAAAGACCAAUAAUCCCAGCACAGAUGGUAAAAACAGGAGGAUCAGAAGUUCAAGGACAGCCUGGGCUACUUGAGACCCUGUCAAAGGAGUCGUCACUUUUCUAUACUUCACAUGAGCCACUUCGGAGACAUGACUCAUACCAGUUCUGCCGGCGUCCUUGCAGCCCUGUAUCCCACUCAAAACUUAGCUGUCAGAGACAGCACAGUUGCUCCAAGUGUGAUGUGAUCUGUACCCCUGGGACAGUCUGAAUUCAUGUGUGCGUGCAUGCAUGUGUUGGGUGAAGUGGCAGGGGAUAAGAAUAACCUUAGGUGUUUGGGCUGUUAUCAGACCCAGGGAGAGGAGCCUGCUUCAUUUUAUAAAUGACUCUACUACUGAGCUUACCCUCCAUCAAAGUGGAUUACCCCUGCUCUGAAUCUGCGAUGUAGGCCUUAAGCCGUGGUGCUUUGGUGGUAAGUGUGAGGCAGGAAUUGUAAUGGAGUUCGGGGUGAAAACACCAAACUUGGUUAACCUUAGUAAUUGUCAGCUAGGAGGACACUAGCAAGUCCAAGAAGUCCCCCAGUGAGCCCCAUUACCUUUAUCACACCUGUACCGUAGGGUGGGGGCAUAGAGAACACCUCCAUGUUCCUAAGGUUUUUCUGCAUUAGAUCGUGAAAGGUGAUCCUCAGUCCACAUACAGGCUGGCUUUGGUGAAACUGCACAUGAGACUACCUAAGAACCAGUUCCCAGCUGGCUUCCCCAUCUUCACACACUCCAAGCAAUCACCUCCAAGUGGUCAUGCUCAUUAAUAUGUAAUUUUUGAAGGUCACAGUAUGUGCCAGAGGCCCAUACCAUGCCAUCUGCAUGACCCUCAGCAGUGUGCCUUCCUGCUCCAUGUGAGCCAAACACUGUUACUCCAAAGGGAAAGCCUGCUCUUGCUAAAGAUUAUACAUUUAAAAGGCUGAAGGGCCCAUCUCAAGUAUAACAUUGUCAGGAAAUAGCCCCUUAAUAACAAACCAUCUCUAGAAAGUGUUGGUUUAUCUGUGAGAUUCAGUUUUCCUACAUAUAUCUGUAUUCACAGUAUGCUUAAGGAAAAAGCAUUUCAGACCACAAAACUUGGGCACUUGAGCAAUUGUUUCAAAGUUCCUGAUGGGUACAGACACUGUGGGUAACCAUCCUCGUGGGGUUGAGGCAGGAGGAAGGAUAUUCAUUUGUACUAUGUUCUGCAAUUUCUUUUGGACCAGGAAGAAUCUUGGGUCAUUCUUAUUUAAAUGCAAGAACCCUGUAGAAUUCGGCAUGAUGGCUCUUCGCUGUCCCAGUCCAGAGGGAACUGCUUGUAGAGCUGCUUUCAAAGCAAACUCAGCCACAGUGAAAGGUCAACACUUGGGCAUUCUUCUCCGAGGGCCCCAGAACAUCUCUUGUGUCCACUCAUUCAGAGAUGAGAACAAAGCUUUUCUGGCACAGCGUCCCUCGGCCUCUGUGGCAGUCUGUUCCAAAGCCCUGGCUGCUGCCUCGACGAGGGUCUCAUUGUCUUCUGCUACUAAGUGCCAAAAAGCUGAGGAGCUUAGAGGACUCCACUCCCAAGCUCAGUGUGUAGUGUCUUGGGCUAAAGGGCCCAUUCACCCUGACAUUGGUGGGGGUCUUGAGAAGUUGCCAUCUGAGACUUCUCUACCACACUAGCUCACUUCUAUCUAAGUCUGUUACAAGGCAACUUGUCUAGAUCAUUUGGACUUCACAAGCCAUCUCUUGGCCGUGCUUCACCAUGCCAGGCAUCAUCUAAAUACAGAUGGUCUGGUAAUUCUGCUUGCUCAGACUCAGCUAGAGGGGUAGUGGUGGUGGUUCUCAUACUGAAAGGUCUCUGAUAACCUCCUGCUUCUCUAAUCCAAAACUUCUUGACCAAUUGCAAUUGUUUUUCCCACUACUACCAGGUCAGGUUCAAAACCAUUCUGAGCUGGGCGUGGUGGUGCACGCCUGUAAUCCCAGCACUCAGGAGGCAGAGGUAGGAGGGUCGCCAUGAGUUUAAGGUCAGCUUGGGUUAGAGUGAGACACUACCAUUAAAAAAAAAAAUGUGUCCUGAGAAAGGGGACCACUAACCACUCAGCUCUUUUAGCUCUGCGGUCCAUGGUUCAGCAGAGGCCCCUGUCCGUUCACCGCCACACACUUCACCUUUGGCCAGAAGGGGGAAGGAGCAGGCCAUGAGCCUAAGUCACCAGGUUCACUUUCAUUUAAAGAUGCUUUGCUGUGCCGCUAGGUUUGUCUCCAGAAAAAGCAUAGUCCUGUUCUGUUUUUCUGCAUGAAGGCUGCACCGUGGUGCCACAUGCUUCAAGCAACUUAAAUGAGAGGUGAAAGCAAAAUGCAGACUCUACAUCUGAUUUGCCUCAUGUACACUUUCCUGCUAUUUUGUAGAAUCUCAAAGUUUGUAAAUAAAUACCAUUAUUUUUAUAUGGAAAUUUUAUAGAAGAGCUAUUUCUAUAUACUUAAUUAUUCCUGGGGUUUUUGAAAUGGCUUCCAGUAGAUGCCUAAGCAACAUUCCACUAAGGGUGGCUCGAGGAGCACCUGCAGUGGAGUAGACAGGGAACUUGAAAACAUUUGAAAAGAGUAUAAGUCAAGCUUGAGAAGAAACUGUCAGUCUGUUUUAUGAUUUGAAUGAAACUUUAGAAAAUAAAUAAUUUAAAAUAA